This is a messenger RNA of Arvicanthis niloticus (Nile rat), 2340 nucleotides long. It is a transcript of the gene Mapk11, whose product is annotated as mitogen-activated protein kinase 11. Lineage: Eukaryota; Metazoa; Chordata; Mammalia; Rodentia; Muridae. Gene Ontology annotation, biological process: protein phosphorylation. The record is from RefSeq and is a predicted model, not a curated record. Gene Ontology annotation, molecular function: ATP binding; MAP kinase activity.
CCCCGCUUUGCUCGGCGGUGCUGGGCGUGGGGUGCGGGCCGGGUGCUGUGCGGGGAUCCGGGGCGCUCGCUCCAGCUGCCUCUGCGGAUAUGUCGGGUCCGCGCGCGGGAUUCUACCGGCAAGAGCUGAACAAAACAGUAUGGGAGGUGCCGCAGCGGCUGCAGGGCCUACGCCCGGUGGGCUCCGGCGCCUACGGCUCGGUCUGCUCGGCCUACGACGCGCGGUUGCGCCAGAAGGUGGCUGUAAAGAAGCUGUCUCGUCCUUUCCAAUCGCUGAUCCACGCGAGGAGGACGUACCGUGAGCUACGCCUACUCAAACACCUGAAGCACGAGAACGUCAUAGGACUUUUGGACGUCUUCACGCCGGCCACAUCCAUCGAAGAUUUCAGCGAAGUGUACCUCGUGACCACCCUGAUGGGCGCCGACCUGAAUAACAUCGUCAAGUGUCAGGCACUGAGCGACGAGCAUGUUCAGUUCCUUGUCUACCAGCUGCUGCGUGGGCUGAAGUAUAUCCACUCGGCGGGCAUCAUCCACCGGGACCUGAAGCCCAGCAAUGUGGCGGUGAACGAGGACUGCGAGCUGAGGAUCCUGGACUUUGGGUUGGCACGACAGGCUGAUGAGGAGAUGACUGGAUAUGUGGCCACACGGUGGUACCGGGCGCCAGAGAUCAUGCUGAACUGGAUGCACUACAACCAGACAGUGGACAUCUGGUCUGUGGGCUGCAUCAUGGCUGAGCUACUCCAAGGAAAGGCCCUCUUUCCUGGAAAUGACUACAUCGACCAGCUGAAGCGAAUCAUGGAGGUGGUGGGCACACCCAGCCCUGAGGUUCUGGCAAAGAUAUCCUCGGAGCACGCCCGGACAUACAUCCAGUCUCUGCCUCCCAUGCCCCAGAAGGACCUCAGCAGUGUCUUCCAUGGAGCCAACCCUCUGGCUGUAGACCUCCUUGGAAGGAUGCUGGUGCUAGACAGUGACCAGAGGGUCAGUGCGGCCGAAGCCUUGGCCCAUGCAUACUUCAGCCAGUACCACGACCCUGACGAUGAACCAGAGGCAGAGCCCUACGAUGAAAGCGUUGAGGCCAAGGAGCGAACGCUGGAGGAGUGGAAGGAGCUUACUUACCAGGAAGUCCUUAGCUUCAAGCCCCUGGAACCAUCACAGCUUCCUGGCACCCAUGAAAUUGAGCAGUGAGGCAUUGCCUGAGGGGGGAGACCUGAGCCUGUCCCCUUUCCUCAGCUUUCCGGCUUUCCUCAAGAGGUGCCUCUCAGGCAGCCUGGACACUUCACCUGGGACCCCCUUGCCUUGAAAAACUCUACACAUAUAUGCACACACACACACACACACACACACAAAUGCACGGAUGUGUACAUAUGCCUGCCAUUAUGUGUUGGAGUCUGGGCAGUAGUGUUUCUGGAUCUACCUUGGUCCACCCAGGUUCUCCUUGGGACCUCAGUAUGUGGGACCUGAGUGUGUCCCUGUCCCUGUCCAGAUCUCUUCUACUCUUAUGUACUGUCUGGAUUGGGAGGAAGGCAAAUGGACCAUGGUCCCUGGAGACUCUGAGGGAGGGAGAGUCACAGUGGUUGGAGAUGCUCAACCAGUAAGUGGGUGGCUGAAAGCUGAGGCAGGCCCAGUGAGGACGGGAAGGCUGAGACCACCAUCAGAUUAUCUAAUCAGAAACGCCUGCUGAAGUUUUGUGGUUGCCUGUGAUAUGUAGGCAAAUGGGUAUGAGUGUGCCCUCUGGUAUACACAUCAGAGCAAAUGCAGGCAUGUGCUGGUGUGUAUGAAUUGGUGAGCACCCAACAGCCAGCAGCCAUUUCUGGUGUGGUGCCUACGCUGGCGAUACUCUUGCCUCCUCUCCCCCCAAGUUCCUGUUGUCUAAUGGGUCUUGAGACCCAGCUGUGAACUAAGGCUCUGAGAAGUGCCAAGAUCCAUACCAAAUAUAGGGUAUAGGGGCUGCAGCAGGAUCCUGAGUCACAAGGGCACAAUGCCAGCUGGGGAGCCGAUGAAGUUGGGAGUCUAAUCUUAAGGAUGCUAGGUGGCCAGCACCCACGGAUGUGAACUUGGACGUUCUUGCCUCUGGGCCUUGAUUCAAAGCUGACAAAUGUCUGUCCACAUUCUACCUCCACCUACCCUCGUAGCUCUGCAGCUGCGGUGCUGUGGUUUGAGAGUCACCCCUUUUCUCCCCAUCCCCAGAGAGGAGUUGACCUAGUAACUUUUGAGGUAGGGCCCUGUUUGAAAACAUGUUGGGGGUGUGACUCCUCCCUGAAGAGAUGAUGAUCUCUUGCUAUCGGGGACCAGGGGGGGGCUCUGGAUGUCAAGUGCCUGCACCAAGAGUGCACAAUAAAGG